Molecule: messenger RNA, 507 nt
Organism: Acaulospora colombiana
Lineage: Eukaryota; Fungi; Glomeromycota; Glomeromycetes; Diversisporales; Acaulosporaceae
Source: the annotation of a GenBank genome assembly
AUGGAGUUUGCGGUAUCAUCACCUUUACCAUCGGAUUACAUUCGUAGCGACCCAAGAGUAUUCUUCUCGUAUCAUCCAGAGAACGCAUCAUUUCAAAAAGGUUUUCUGGGUGUGGAUGUCUCCACCGUCUCUGGUACACUACACGUUCGAUUUCCCUAUGCCGUCGAAGUCAAAAACAUCACAUUAACGUUCAUCGGUCGAGAAAUAGUGGAAUCUGCCUCGUCCGCUUUGGGACGUGAUCUCAUAACCGAUUUGGAUCUACCAUUUAACUUCAAUGUACCAGAAGAUGCCAUCGAAUCCUUUAUCUCACAAUUUGGUAAAGUACAAUAUACUCUAAGGGCCACCAUCAAUCGUAAAGCCAAGAAGAAGACAACUGUGGAAGUGGUAGUGCCAUUAUGUAGAUGGUCAAUGCCUGAGGAAUCAAAAAUGAGAGAAGAGUCAUCAGAAGCACAACACAUAUGGAAAAGAUAUAAUAAUGAGGCCGGUGGGGACAGAUACGGAGUUUGA